AUGAUCCAUCUCGAGACUCAGUAUUUUAAUCUGAAUAGAAUUCUUCUGCUUGCUAUUGGUUUAUGGCCUUAUCAACAAUCGAACUUCAGUCGACUUCAAUUUAUGUUCUUGACUACUAUUUUAACGACAAGUUUUAUAUUUCAGUGUACGCCAUUUAUUUCACAAAAAUGUACUCCGGAUUUCGUCGGCAAAAUUUUAUCUUCCACAUCUUUUUUCGCUAUUUUUGUGAUAAAAUACAAUAUGUUCAGUGUGAAGAUGAAAGCUGUGAAAGAUUUACUGGAGCAGCUACAGCUUAUAUGUAAUGAGUUAAAAGACGAAAACGAAUUAGCUAUCAUAAACGCAUAUGGAUGCAAUGCCAGACGUUUUACCGCUGCACUUACGAUAUGUGCUUUUUGCGGCAUAUCUGCUAUUAUCAUCGUUCAAUUUUGCUCGAGUAUGUUUGAUAACAUAUUAUCAAUAAAUGCAUCUGAACUACAUCGUUUACCAAUUCCAAUGGAGUACUUUGUCGAUGAAGAAAAAUAUUUUUAUUGGAUUCUGCUACAUCUUAACGUAUCAUUCUGCAUUGGGGCAAUCGCAAUGGUAGGAAUAGGAACAACGCUUUUUGCGUAUUAUCAACAUACUUGCGGAAUGUUCAAGAUCGCCAGCUAUCGCAUCGAACACGCAAUGAGCAGCAACGUGCUACGAAAUAUUAACUUCAAGAAUGAACUUUUAAUAUUCGAGGGCUUGAUUUGGGCUGUGGACAUUCAUCGACAAGCCAUGAAAUUGACCAUACAUUUACAAUCGAGUAUUCAAUUGAUGAUGUUUUGUAUAACAGCAUUUACUGUAGCCUCAAUGAGCUUCAAUCUGUAUCGAAUAUAACGUUCGAUGGUAUAUAGCUCCCUUACAUAUACAGAGAAUAAUAUUGUUUCUAUUACAAAGAGAAUCCAGAGAUUUCGUUUUGACCGUCGGAUUUUUC
Molecule: messenger RNA, 955 nt
Organism: Cataglyphis hispanica
Lineage: Eukaryota; Metazoa; Arthropoda; Insecta; Hymenoptera; Formicidae
Exons: 7
Coding region: 1-858 (285 amino acids)
Biological process (GO): sensory perception of smell
Cellular component (GO): membrane
Molecular function (GO): olfactory receptor activity; odorant binding
Source: RefSeq, a predicted model, not a curated record